This is a messenger RNA of Hymenoscyphus albidus, 3220 nucleotides long. The record is from the annotation of a GenBank genome assembly. NCBI's taxonomy places the organism in Eukaryota, Fungi, Ascomycota, Leotiomycetes, Helotiales, Helotiaceae.
AUGGACCCUUUAGCUGCGCUCUCUAUAGCUGGCACUAUCGUUCAGUUUGUAGAUUAUGGAACCAGGCUGCUAUCGAAUACCCACGAACUUUACAGAUCAUCUACCGGCACGCUGGAAGCCAACAACCUGCUUGAGCUAGUGACAAUUGAUCUCCAGGCACUGAUAGCCAAGCUGCGCGCUUCAAUAUCAGUCCAGGGAGCAUACCAGGAGGAACUCAGUUUCGAGAGGCUAUGCGACCAGGCUGCUCAGGUUGCGCAGGAACUUCUCGGUCGGCUUGAUAACCUGAAAAACAAAAGUACCAAAAAGAAACCAUGGGAAAGUUUCCAGAAAGCGAUCAAAAGUGCCUGGUCGGAAAGGGAAAUUACUGACCUCAAAGCGCGGCUGCUGGGAUUUCGGGAAGUCUUGGAUAGUAGACUACUCUUCUCCAUCAGGUAUACAUAUGUGGUACCCAUGGUGAAUUCAAAAAAACAUGUCUAAUAGGGUGUAUGUAGAGAAAAUAUAGCCACCGAAACGAUGCAAGCUUCUUCUCGGUUUGACAAUCUCGACCGGCAAACUCAACAGAUUCUUAUUUCUAUACUCGAAAGCAGCAGUGCUACAACAUCCGAAAUAUCUCGAGAUAUACGGGCACAGAUGAAAGGACAGACCAUUGCAUUCGCACAAAUACUCAGUCGGAUUGAGUCGCUCAAUCAGAAUAACCACCGAACAAGUCGCAGUACAAUAUUUCAUGAUGUAUCGGCUGAGCUUCCAGACAUGUUUAGGUCGAAUGACGAGGAAGGAAUACAAGGCAUUACAGCAGAUAUUGAGAUGCUUGAUGUUUCAGAUGCUGCAGAACUCAAGGUCCGAAAAGCUGUUCACAAUAGCAUUCUUGAAAGUCUUCGUUUUCCAACCAUGUCAAGUCGUUAUGAUGAUGUUCUAGAGGCACACCCUCAGACUUUUGAAUGGGCAUUAGAACAGUCGCCAAAAGAUACUCUUCACGAGUGGAGCAACCUUGCCGAUUGGCUUGAAGGAAGCGAUGGUUUUUACUGGAUUAGCGGCAAAGCUGGCUCCGGAAAGUCAACACUUAUGAAGCACAUAUACGAUGACUACCGAACUCAUGAGGGCUUAAAGGUUUGGGCAAAGGGACGUCCGAUUUGUAUAGCCACUUUCUUCUUCUGGAAUAGUGGCACCAAAGAACAAAAAUCACUUUGUGGUCUACUUCGUGCACUUUUGGUUCAAAUCCUGAAGAGGUACCCGGACUCAAGCCCUCUAACUCUGCCGGCGAUUUGAGCGAGCUUAUACUCCAAGAUGGUCAGUGGAUCAUAUUCUACGGAAGAAACUGCAGGUUUAUGGUCAGUUCGAGAGCUUAUGACAGCAUUCAAGGCACUGGUCCACCAAAAGAGUGUCCCGAUCAAGAUAUUUUUCUUGAUUGACGGCCUCGACGAAUUUGAUGGCGACCACGAAGAAAUAGCGAGACUUUUUCAGAAUAUUUCCAACUUUCAAGACAUCAAAGUGUGUCUAUCCAGCAGACCCUGGGUAGUGUUUGAGCGGAUCUUCGAGAAUUCCCCAAGUCUCCGACUACAUCAUCUGACAUACCUCGAUAUUGAAUGCUAUGUUAAGAGCAAAUUGAUGAGUAAUAACUUCUUCCAGAUACUUGCAGGGCAAGAGCCCAAAGAGACUUCUACUUUAGUUGAAGAAAUUGUGGACAAGGCGGAUGGCGUUUUUCUUUGGGUAAAACUUGUUGUGAUGUCCCUUUUGAAUGGGAUUAGGAACCAGGAUGAAAUAUCUCACCUCUGGACAAGAUUAAGAUUGUUACCGCGAGAACUCGAGCCUCUUUACAAGCGAUUGCUUGAUCUUAUCGAGCCACUCUACUGGCCUUGAGUCUCUAAAGCCUUUCAACUGCUCCGAAAUAAUCUAGAUCUUGGCGAGUUUCCUUUUGGGCCAGCGUCACAUGGUAGCAUUGGUGCGACCGGUAUGACAGUGGCGGGAUUCUACCUGGCCAUGAAAGAGCAAUUUGACAUCGCCACUAUUCUACGUUUGUCGGAGAGUGGGAGACUUGAAAAGGAGCUUGUGAGUGGCUGCAGAGACACAAUAGUGUAUCUCACAGCACGCUGUGCGGGACUGCUUGAGGUUUCCAAUAUCGAUGGUACCGCGGGAACUGACUCGCUUAUUGUCUUUUUCCACCGAACGGUGCGGGACUUUCUCUACACAGAUUUGCGUUGGUCGGAGUUAAAACUGGCAACCGCCCGGACCGACUUCAAUCCCGGUGUGAGCAUGAUGCGAUCAUGUAUUUCCCGAGCUAUUAUACAUUACAGUCUCCGUAACAAACCAGGAGGGGAUGAAAAUGCGACAUUACUCGCCGAGUACAAUCAAAAAAAACAAAUUACCAACUUGCGUUAUGGACAAAAGAACAAAAGGCAUUGCCAGGGAUUUCAUUAUAUAUGCAUUUGACGGAACCAAACACGAGUCAAGUGCUGCAACACAGGUUACAUUAAUUGAUACAUUUGAUAGUAUUUUGCCCUCUACCUGGAUCAACAAGGUGUUUACCUGUCUGAGAGGCUUUCCGAACAAAUUCGAAAGAACCUCUCUUUUUGCUCUCCGGCACUAUAUGAUUUCCAAAACCCAACAAAUUACGACUGAGAGAACCAGAGAAGUGGCCACAAAUGCACUUCGAUAUCUGCUGCCAGAAAAGGAUUGCUAUGUAAAAUCUGGACUUCCCUUGCCCAGUGUUGAAAUGGUUUCUCUCCUGCUGGAAUUAGGUGCGGACCCCAAUGAGAGUGGCCUUUUCCAGAGUCCAUGGAGAAGAACCUUACAGUUUGUAAUGGACGCAGAUGGAGAAGUGAAGCUACCAAGAAGAGACUUGGAUAAAUCUUUUGAUCUUCCCUUCGAGCUUCCAGCUUUCAACUUCGAAAUUCAGACCGCGGGCACAUCUUAUGAUGCAAGGCCACUUCACCUCAGGUAUCUUGAAAUUAUGAAGAUUUUGGUAGAGGCUGGGGCAGAUCCUAGCCUUGUUUUGAAGUCUCACUGCGGUAAGGAAGAACACAGCCCUUUGGAAAUUAUUAAGAACUCAGUGGGGAAGUUAUAUCCUAUAGAGGCCGCACCUUUGAUCGACUUACUUCGAGUGAAACUUUACAAUCAGGAGAUGAAUCGAAGUCGGAAAAGGGAACAAAGUAUGGAAGACGAGUCUGACAAUUGUAAAAUUGUCAAGAGGCAAAUGAAGAAGAGACGUAUCAAGAAAAAGUGA